AGCAGGUUGUGUGUGGGUGACAGCGGCUAGCAUCACACUUACCGUCAAACAACGACCACCAGCUUUAAGUUUACAGGGACUGGGGGUUGAAUUUAUGAUCUUUCUAGCUCAAGAUAACACCUGCUAAACGGAGAAAACGCCUUUUCUGACCACGGCGAGAAUGUCUGUCCCGACAGGAGAGGGAUGAAGAUGACACCACUGUUAUGGCGAGUUGUGUCAGUGUGGCUAUGUGUGGCGCUAUUCUGUAGGUAUCCUAGUUUCUAUGUGGGUUGCACUGAGUCACAAAAAGACCCCCAGAGGCCCGAGUCCUCACAGGACAUGGGUGUGGUGGAAGACUCAGGGGAAAACAUCCACCAUCAAAAGGUUGAGGAAAGCAUUCCUGUCCAGUCCCUGUCAGAAAACGUGCAGCCCAUAGAGGAUGGGCUUCAGAAAGAGGAACAGACAACACAGGAGGUGGACAAAACAAGUAAUCUAGAGGCCUUUGAAGUGGAGCAGCAAACUAUGGAGGACGACAAAAUAGUUUCACAACCUGAGCCAGAACCUGAGCAAAACUCAGAAACUCAACUUCCUGAAUCCUCCACUCUCACUAAAGAGCAGGACCCAGAGCCCCUGCUGCCUGUAACUGACCCAGUCUCUGAUAUUACUGCUGAUCCUGAGGACGACCCCAGCAGCCUUCACCUUCAAGACAACAUCCCAAACAGCGUUUCAGAUGUUGCAUCUGACGUAGCUACACCUGAGGUGAUUGAUUCUGACCAGCCUCCAGCUGACUGUGAAGAAGAACUAGAGAACAACCCAUAUGAUGAUGACGACAGCAGUCCUCCGAUUGUUCUGGAGAACACCUCUAAUGUUCACACUGCAGGUACUCAAACCCACGCUUCCUCCCCUCUGAGUCCUCCGGACGGUCAAAGCUCACAGCGUCUGGAGGCUAACACAUCACACCGGCUUAAAGAGCAGGACCUAAGCUCUACUGCUGACACAGAUUCCAGUGUGAGCAGCAGCAAAGACCCAGAGGACAUCCCCACUUUUGAUGAGUGGAAGCGGAAGGUGAUGGAGAAAGAAAAGACGCAGUCCUCUCACGCUUCUAACAAUGGGGCUCCUGCUGCUGUGAAGAAGGCACAGAAAAACUUCAACAACUAUGCCUCAGUGGAGUGUGGAGCAAAGAUCCUUGGUUCUAACCCAGAGGCAAAGAGCACCUCGGCCAUAUUGAUGGAGAACAUGGACAUGUACAUGCUUAACCCCUGUGGCAAUAAAAUCUGGUUCAUCAUUGAGCUCUGUGAGCCCAUCCAGGUGAAGCAGCUCGACAUCGCUAACUUUGAACUCUUCUCCUCCACUCCCAAAGACUUCCUGGUCUCUAUCAGUGACAGAUAUCCAACAAACAAGUGGCUGAAGCUGGGAACAUUUCACGCCCGAGAUGAACGCACAGUCCAGAGUUUCCCUUUAGACGAGCAUCUUUACGCCAAAUACGUGAAGAUGUUCACCAAGUACAUAAAGGUAGAGCUGGUGUCUCACUUUGGCUCCGAGCAUUUCUGCCCCCUGAGUCUCUUAAGGGUGUUUGGCACGAGCAUGGUGGAGGAGUACGAGGAGAUAGCUGAUCCCUCAGAAAGACCAGAUGAUCUGGAUGAUGACUUGGCUCUCCGUGCAGAUUAUCCUGCUGGAUACACACCGGCUGAAGUCAAGUUAUCCAAGAAUCUGAUUGGAUCAGCAAAGGAUGUCAUUUUGAACAUGGUGAAUAACAUUGCUGUCAAUGUUCUCGGUGGAAGCCAAGAAAUGCAAGGCAACGUGUCGUCACAGGAAGUGAACGUAACUGAGCCAUCAACGCCCCUGGAAACCACCACACCAACUCCCACUACAGACCUGACUACAGUUCCAGAGUCUGAAGAUGAAGAGGUUUUACCAGACCCUGAUAUCCCUGCAACUGAAGCCCCGUCCUCAGAGACUCUUGAACCAGAUAGUCCUACAUCUGAUACAAUCGAACAAGGGCUCCCCCGAGUGGAGGAAAAUAUCGUCAUUCUUGUAGAGAAAGACGAGGAGGAACCAGUCAUCCCAACAAUCAUCCUUUUGGAUAAAGAGGAGGAGUUAGAUGAAGAAGAAGAGAAAAUCAGUCAGCAUGAGCAACAACGAGACAUCCAGAACUCCUGUUUUCUUCUUCCUUCUUUUUCUUCCUCUUGUUCCUGCGCGGUCUCACUCCAGGAGUAUCUCCAUCGACAAUGUUCAGCCCUGCUGUCCAAAAAAAGACAAUGCCAAAUUAUGAACAAAAAACAAAUAAUCCCUCCUAUCCAACCACCCUUUUGGCUCCUGCCCUCAUCCCCCUCCGCCUGCCCUGAUCCUCAGCUGCACCACAGUGGGGUGCAUCAGUCCUAUGAAAAAGAACAAGCUUCUGAGAAGGUGCCAGAGAGCGGAGCCAGCCCAUCACAAACAUCACCUCCUCCAGGGAGCGCUGCAGAGUCUCAGAGAGAGUCCAUGUCCGAACCUCCUCUGCUGGAGCCGAGUGGAACCUCAAACCUCCCCACACCCAGCGCCAACGACUCAUCCUCUGCCAAUCCCACCCCUAUUGUGGAUACGCCGCAGCUGUCUUCAGAGGAGCUGUUAAGGGAGCUGAGGACAGAGAAGAGCCAGGAUGUGCUGGAUGAGGAGAAGCAUAUUCAGCCUUCAGUGUCCCUCAGUAGCUCCACCUAUGUUCAGCCAAGCGUCAGUGCAUCAGCAGACCAUUCCUCAAAUGUGCCUGCAGAAGAAAACUCUGAUACUGAAGUUCCUCAGCCGGAGAUAACCCCCAUCCAAGUCCCAGAUAAGACAGAUCAAUCCAAAGUGGUCAAUCCCACCAUCUCUCCUCAUUCAGAGCAUUAUUAUGACCCUACAGCUGUACCUGAAAGCACCACCCUCACUGAACUGCCCCACACCGCUCCAGACAUUGUUGCAGAACUCGAGCCAGCAACAGAAACCAAAACAGAGGAUAUUGCAGAAGAAAUCUCUGCAUCACUAGUCGACAACGUUCAACUGCUUGGCCCCUCUACUCCUUCUCUUUCAUCACCGUCCCUCUCAGACAUCUACGCAGAUCCUCCCAACGGCACGGAGCAGAACGGGAACCAGGUGCACGGCUCCAGCCAGAAGGAGUCCGUGUUCAUGAGGCUCAACAACCGCAUCAAGGCCCUGGAGAUGAACAUGUCGCUCAGCGGACGCUACCUGGAGCAGCUGAGUCAGAGGUAUCGAAAACAGAUGGAAGAGAUGCAGAAGGCUUUCAACAAAACCAUCAUUAAACUCCAGAACACCUCGAAGAUAGCAGAGGAGCAGGACCAGCGUCAGACUGAGUCCAUUCAGAUGCUGCAGGGCCAGCUGGAGAACAUCACUCAGCUGGUUCUCAACCUGUCUGUCAGGGUCAGCCAGCUGCAGAGUGAGGUUUCAGACAAUCAGUACUACCUGCUGCUGUCUCUGGGGUUGUGUGUGUUUCUCGGCCUGCUGCUGUUCGCCAAACGCUGCUGCAUCUCAACUAUUUCUACGACCACAGAGCCAGAGCCUCCCAUACCUAAGAGCUACACCCACUGCUCCUCUGAAAGGCAGUUCUCCUGCGAUGAGACAGGCUUGAAGAGGAGUGCUUCUUAUCCACUCAUCCACUCGGAGUCUUUUCAUCUAGCCAACACUGAAGACCCUGAAAGUCUGCAUUCAGAGGAGACCCAAAGUCUUUGUCCCGCCAACAGAAAGAGAAGACGCCGCAGGCUGAAAUCCAUAGAGAAAGUGGAGACUCUGAAACCAUCUUUUCAUGCUGCUACAGAACUGUGUAACGGAGCUGUUAUAUACAACAGACUCCCCGUCACCACGAACCCCCCUUCCCUCACAAAACGGUUACUUCAGCCGUUGUUUAGAGACUCGCCGUCAGAGGGCAGCUCAGAGGGAUCCUCUCAUUCUGAUGACCCCUCCUUCUGUGGAAUCACCACAGCCUGCCCCCGAAUCUGCGAUGGGCUCCCUCCACCCAAGACCCGGGCGGAGAAACGGGCUUUAAGACGCAGGCGUCCUAAACCCAGUUGUGCUGUGGACUUGCUUCAGGCCCCGAGGAGGGACCAGAAUGAACCGUCGGCCAUCUCUACCAUACAGGACCUCAUGAACAGAAAAACAGAGCAAAGAUCGGGGACAUUUGGGGUGAAUGUUGCCCUCUCAGGUCCUGUUUGACAUCUGCACUCCUCACUGACUGCUCAUCUCUUUAAAAGAGCAUGGCUUUUUAUUUCUGUAGCUACGGGCAGCUUAACGCUUUGAUAUUACUAUAUCUCCACUCUAAGAGUAAUUUUCUUUUCUCUGUUAAGUUCACUUUGUAUAUAUUUGUUUUCCUUUCAAUGAACAAAAUGUCUUCCCAGCUUUCCAUUAAAGCUUUCCUCUUUUGAAAUGUG
This is a messenger RNA of Labrus mixtus (cuckoo wrasse), 4376 nucleotides long. Its product is annotated as SUN domain-containing ossification factor-like. The coding region runs from base 184 to 4161 and encodes 1325 amino acids. NCBI's taxonomy places the organism in Eukaryota, Metazoa, Chordata, Actinopteri, Labriformes, Labridae. Gene Ontology annotation, cellular component: membrane; cytoplasm. The record is from RefSeq and is a predicted model, not a curated record. The transcript has 24 exons. Gene Ontology annotation, biological process: protein folding in endoplasmic reticulum; regulation of bone remodeling.